Bactrocera latifrons is the source of this 1242-nucleotide messenger RNA. RefSeq lists its product as uncharacterized. The record is from RefSeq and is a predicted model, not a curated record. Lineage: Eukaryota; Metazoa; Arthropoda; Insecta; Diptera; Tephritidae.
AUGUAUAUAUACACAUAUAUCCCUUCGAUAAACACUCGCCCGUUCAUGUACCAAAUUUAUCCAGAUGUAGUCAAGACAAUCAGUUAUUAUAGUGCAAUCAUGAAUAUAAGACGCAUAACGGAAUCGUAUUGUUCUCACUCUCGCGAAACAUCACAACGUUGCUUAAAUCAUUCCGCUUGUGAUUACGCACUCAGCGAUCCAGUUUUAAUAGUUAUUACUUUAACAGCGGUAGUUGGUUCAUUUUGUUUACUAAGCGGAUUAAUUAUUUUGUGUGCAGUUUCCAAAACACUGCACGAUCAAACAUCGGAGGCAAUUCUUCUAUUGGGUAUCGGUUUUUUCAUCUACGCGAUUGCUUUUGUUACUUGGAAAAUAACAAAUGCCAGAAGAAUCGCUCAUAUAAUCGAAGCGCUUAAUAAAGAAACCACAUCAGCCCUUGUGUAAAAACGUGUGAUCGAGACAGAUUUGCUUCAAAAGCAUAAGCCUAGACGAAAUAGUGAAUGUUUAUAAACGAAAUUGCAGUACAAUAAUAUUUAUUUUUAUAGAAUUUAAUAAAAGUGACACGUAUUUGUAUGUAUGUUCAUUAAAUAUUACUGCUGAAGUUCUACUAGAACGAGUUUGAAUUGCCAUGUUAUUUCGCAUGUUUAGAUCUAAUGUCAAAACUAUACAAAGUAAUUUGAUCAGUUGUUGAUUUUGUCGGAACUAUUGCUUUCGCCAUUAAUCAAAUUUCCAAUGCACAAAAUUAAUAAAAAGGAGUAAAUAAAAUCAGGAGUUUUAAAAUGUGUAAUUGAGAAUUCAUUCCAGCACUCUCUUCGAUGGAUAUGUGAUCCAUAAAGCAAUUCAACUUCAGAUCAUCCAAAUUCUCUUUUGGUAUUACGAACUACAUCUAAUUUCACUCAAAGUUUCUUAAUAAAUGAAAACAACUGAACAUUUUUAAACGAAAAAUCAAAACAACUCAAUUCCGUUAUUGCCUACGAAAGGGUGAAUAAUUAUUAAAAUUGACAAAACCACUUAUACACGAUGAUUGUUUCUGAUUCAUGAGUCAGUUUCGUUAAAGUAAGAAAGGAUAUUAUUCCUUGAUGAAUGAGAAAUGAAGGAAAUUCCCAAAACGUACCUCGUCCUUUGACAAUAAAUUAAUCUGAAUUUGAGUUGAUAUCGAAAAUACCAAACUGAGUUAUAAACCGUAAUAAAAGCUUUAAAGAGUUUUCUUUUCUCACAAAAAUAUUACAUUUAUUCUUUCCUAUG